AGUCGUUGACAAAACAAAAAAAAAAAACUCCUCAAACAGUCAAAAUAUGCUCUAGACCAUCCAUUUCCCCGUUAAAAACUCCAUAUAAAUCUCUAUCCCUCCUUGCCAACCAAAAUCUUGAAGCACAUCCUUCUCAUCUUUCUUAUUCAUAGCCAUCACAGCUCCAACAAACAAAAACUCACUAAACAAAAAAAACUAACAAGAGUUUUUCAUUAUUCUAUAACUUUCUUGUUUUAAAAUCAAGAAUUUGACUUCUGUGACAAAUAUUUGAACAAAGAGAUGAGGAACGAAACGGGUGGUACCAUGGUCGUCGAUCUCCAAACCGAUUCAUUCAACAACAAUCACAAUCGCCACGACCUUGGCGAUAAUGGUCACAAACCGAGGUCUAAAUUUGGUGAUAUAUUGAAAGCUGACCACGACGGAAUAUUCUCUCCUGAAGAUCCCAUCAUUGUCAACACCAACUUAACUCACCCCCGGUUUAGCAACGUCUCAGCCUCGACCAUGAGCAGUAUUGGUCCGGCCAGCGGAGAAGGUUCUCCUUGCGUAAUGUCUCCUUGGGCUCGUAUGUCGACCCCUUGGCCCGCAGAUUUUAAUGAAGACAAUGCCCUCGAGACCAACGGUCUCAUUGGCUCUAUUGUACGUGAAGAAGGGCAUAUAUACUCGCUAGCCGCUUCUGGUGACCUUCUCUAUACCGGCUCGGACUCCAAGAACAUUAGGGUUUGGAAGAAUUUGAAGGAUUACACCGGGUUUAAAGCAAGCAGUGGUCUCAUUAAGGCUAUUGUGAUAUCUGUAGACCGGAUCUUUACCGGCCACCAGGACGGUAAGAUCCGGGUCUGGAAGGUUUCCAAGAAAAAACCGGGAAAGUACAAAAGGGUUGGAACAUUGCCGACGCUUAAAUCGAUGGUCAAGAGCUCCAUAAACCCUAAGCAUUUCAAUAGAAACUCCGUGAAAAAGAAGCAUAAGGACGCAGUUUCGAGUCUUAGCAUGGACGUGGAGCUCGGUUUGUUGUACUCGAGUUCUUGGGAUAGGACGAUCAAAGUGUGGAGAGUCUCAGAUUCGAAGUGUUUGGAAUCGAUACAAGCGCAUGAUGACGCGAUAAACUCGGUGAUGUAUGGCUUUGAUGACUUGGUGUUCACGGGAUCUGCGGAUGGUACGGUUAAAGUGUGGAAACGUGAGAUGCAAGUUAAAGGAACUAGGCACAUUUUGGUUCAAGUUUUGCUCAAGCAAGAACACGCGGUAACCGCAUUGGCCGUAAUAUCGAAGUCUUCAAUGGUAUAUUCCGGUUCUUCGGACGGGGUGGUGAACUAUUGGGAGCGUUCCACGCGUGUAUUCGUCGGCGGAGUACUCAAAGGGCAUAAGUCCGCCGUGCUAUGUCUCACUGUAGCGGGGAACAUGUUAUUGAGUGGUUCAGCCGACAAGAACAUAUGUGUCUGGAGGAGGGAGCCGUCUGAUGGAUCUCAUCACUGUCUGACUGUUUUGACGGGUCACAUGGGACCAGUCAAGUGUCUAGCUGUGGAGGAGGAACAAGCUUGCCGCGGUAAAGAAGCAGAAGUCUGUAUGGUCAAUGAAGGUGACCGGAAGUGGAUUAUAUACAGCGGAAGUUUGGACAAAUCUGUUAAAGUGUGGCGCGUGACAGAGAGGAUGGCGACUUGGAGGGAGAUGGACGAGCCAGCAGCAUCUUCUGGCUGGGAGAGCUCUUCGUCUAUGCGUGAAGGGAGUGGCGCGUGGAGUAUAGGAGAUUUGGAAUAAUAAAAUGACAAGGAGUGGGUCGGAGCAUAGUUUGGCUAUUCACGUAAAUGUCACGUUGUUGAUCUGUCACGAUGACCGUCUUCGAAUAAAAAUACUCGAAUUAUUGUUUUUAAUUCUAAGACCAUAUCACGAAGGGGUUUGUGGCAAGUCAGCUGGUGAGUGAGUCAA
Brassica oleracea var. oleracea is the source of this 1917-nucleotide messenger RNA. Its product is annotated as vegetative incompatibility protein HET-E-1-like. The record is from RefSeq and is a predicted model, not a curated record. The coding region runs from base 280 to 1749 and encodes 489 amino acids. Lineage: Eukaryota; Viridiplantae; Streptophyta; Magnoliopsida; Brassicales; Brassicaceae. Gene Ontology annotation, molecular function: protein binding. The transcript has a single exon.